Physcomitrium patens is the source of this 2841-nucleotide messenger RNA. NCBI's taxonomy places the organism in Eukaryota, Viridiplantae, Streptophyta, Bryopsida, Funariales, Funariaceae. The record is from RefSeq and is a predicted model, not a curated record.
ACAACAGCUCAUAAUACCAAUCAACAUUUGAACUAUUUUCUGGAUGUAGACAAGUCAAAAGAAUCAUGAACUACAUGAAAGAAUGAAAACUAAGUCAUAUGGCUUCAAGAACAAAAAAACUUGUGAGGUUUUUAGAUUCUGACAAAUCAAAUACACCAAUGAAAAAGCCAGACAAUGAAAGUCCUGAAACAAUUUCAGUUUCUGAAGACACUGAUUUGGAUACUUUAGAAUCAUCUUCACCACCACAAUUUUCUGAAGAAUAUGGUGCAUACAUAUAUAGAACUGUAAAAAAAGUGCAAGAGAAGCAACUUGUGAUAAAAUUUCUUAAUGGCAUUGUUCCACUUCCAUUGCCUAUUGUGCCACCACCUCCACCUUUUGUCUACACCACCACCAUGUUCUCUUUCACAACUCAAAUCAAAUACCCCGGUUCAACCUAAGAGUGACUUAGAGUGGAUGAAGCAAUUUUGAAAGUCAUCAAAAAAAGACCCAAACAAAAAAAUGGCACUUGAUUGCAUUCUAUGGAAGCUACCAAUUGCAAAACUCUUUGCCGUUGGUUGCGUUUGGUCAUCUCGCCACAAACUCUACAAUGCACACAAAAAUAGAGCUUUAAUAAAAGGGGGUUUUGUGAAGCACAACAUAGAAUAUUAUCCCACCAUAUUUAAUGUGGAUACACGACAAGUGUGGGCCUUGCAUCACCCAAGCAAUGUGUGGAAACAAAUGCCACAUUUAAACUUUCUUCCAUAUGGUGUGAACAAAAUGUUGUGUGGAAAUGGAGGAUUAAUUCUUUUGCAUGGUGGAGUCCAACCAUACUCCUUGAGAACAAUAGAAAAGCAUUCUUUUAAGACUAAUAGGGAUCCAACUUCUAUCAAAUCCAAUCAUUGGACAUCAAAGUAUCCACCUCAACCAAUGCUAGUUUUAGUGAAUCAUAUUGUACGAAACUACUUGGUGUUGCCACCAUUGGAAAUGGUCUUGACCCACGUGCUUGCACAUAUCACCGUAUCCGCUCUAUCGGAUUCAUAUAUUAUUCAUCUUGUUGGAUGGAAAAAGACCCACAAUGACACAAUGGGUGUUUUGAAGGUUGGAGUCUACAAUUCCAUUGGAAAAGAAUGGCAUUUUCAUCCGGAUCUUGCAUCUAACAACCCGCUUACAAAAUCCUUUCAACCCGAUUUUGUAUUUGCUUUGAGCUUGAGAAGUUUGUGUAGGAUGCUCCCAAUGGUAUAUUGUAGUGAUGGUCCUUUGAUUUUUGUAGUGGGAAAGAUUGAAGCCGUUGGUGAUGAAUUUAAUGAAGAAAAAAAACUUGUGCCUGCUGUAAUGAGGUACAUCUUUCAAACAAGAUCUUGGGAGAGCGAUUUUUGGCCAUUGGCUGAAACAAUGGAAGCACCCCAAAUUGUUGAGUGCAAGUCCAAUGUAUAUUUUGUGAGUAGAACUUUGGCUCGUCCAAGAACUUUGCAUAUAUACAAGCUUGUUGAUUAUGAUCUAAACCAAACCAAGUUUUUCAAAGGAUGCAUGGAUCUUAUCAAAGUGUCAACAAUGAAUCAUGAUAUGUAUAGUAAAUGUUUUCUUGACUUUAAUAGUGUUGAGAUUAGUACACAAUAUUGUUGCAUAGGAGUAAUGGAAUGCAUUUGGAUUAUGUGUCAUACUCUACCUGUGAUAGUAUAUUAUAACGUAGAAAGACACUUCUGGGAAUAUAUACCAUCUAUUCCUUUGUUUGAACCUGGAAAGACAGUAAUUGGCAAUUGGAUGUAUCAACCCUCAAUCCAUGCACAAGUGUUAUGAUAUAUAAAUCCGAUUUUGAUUCUAAAUUUAUUUUUUAAAAAUAAUUCCCUCAUUAUCUUGAGUUUCAGUCAUAUGAUUUCUAAAUCAUUAUCAAGGAAAUUAAAUUCUAGGCUCUAAUAUGAGGUUCAUUCCAUUUAUCGGGUCCUAUAGGGUCAUCUCCAAGUGGGUCCCAAUGUGGUCCGCGAUAUUCUUUUGUCCAAAGUGCUUUAAAAUUUGGCUCCCAAAUGCAACUUGCCAUGGAAUUUCUCCCCAAAUUGGGUGAAAAACACUUUGUUUCUUCUGUCAAUUUCCAACCACAUUGGCGAUCCAUAUUAAUCCAAGAGCACUUGUCUACAUCAAAAAGCACACCACUUCCACAACUUGGAACAUAAAAACAUAUAAGUGAAAAACCACUACGACAUUGAAAAGCAGGUUCUGUAUUGUGUUGAAUACACAUGUAACAAUUUCCAAACAAAUAAUCAUAUUGUUGCUUUGGCAUGAUUCCAAUCCUUUUAAAAGAAAACUUUGCAAAACCUCUCCUAUACUCUACAAGUUUAACUUCAAAUCUUCCUUGAGGCACUUCCUUGUUUUUAGCCGUUGCUCGAGACACUAAAUAGAGGCUACCAUUGCACUCCAUUAGAAGACAAUUUUCAAUUUUCUUAUGAUACAAUUCCUGACAAAAUGCAAAUCCAGUGAUUUCUUUUGUUUCAAAAUCAAAGCAUGAAAUCACUGGGAUCCAUUUGAUUGGAGGUAAGUCAAGUGCAUCAUUUUGCACUUCAAUUUUCUUCCCAUGAUCUGCCCAUUCAGAGACCCAGAAGAGUUUUUUAUCAACCAAUGCUAGGUCAUUACUCUGGUUAUUACAUAGAUUUCUUACAUAGAGCCGACUAUAGGUACCAAUCCAAUUUUUUACAUUAGAGUUAUAAAUAGCAACAACAACUUCAUCUCUACAAGGCAAAGAAUUUGAGUUUGGAAGCUUCUGUAUAUCUUUGGCUAAAAAACUGGUUUCUGAAAAACUUGUUUCUGAAAGAACAUUAUAACCAACAAAAUAUAUAUUAUACAUAGUACUACUCUCUUCAUCUUGUUCUA